Trichoderma aggressivum f. europaeum is the source of this 1191-nucleotide messenger RNA. RefSeq lists its product as uncharacterized. The coding region runs from base 1 to 1191 and encodes 396 amino acids. The transcript is spliced from 3 exons. Gene Ontology annotation, molecular function: protein methylesterase activity. NCBI's taxonomy places the organism in Eukaryota, Fungi, Ascomycota, Sordariomycetes, Hypocreales, Hypocreaceae. The record is from RefSeq and is a predicted model, not a curated record. Gene Ontology annotation, biological process: protein demethylation.
AUGAGCGACCUCCAGCGAGCUUGGGCAAAACAGAAGCUUGGGCUUGCUCCCGAGCCCUUUGAAGAGCUGGACGAGGCUGAGGAAGACCAGGUGCCGGAGCUGCCAGAGGGACUGGACGACGACUCGUCCUCGGCCUCCUCGGUCUCCUCCACGGGAACGAUUAUCCCGACGCCGAGCCAGAAGCUCUUUGCUCGCCCCCAAGGCGUAGCGAGGGGCCGGACGCUGGAGCAGAUUCCCUGGACAACCUACUUUGAACGAGAGCUGUUUCUCAAGUCGGACACCAACCCGGAGGUGAUUUACCAUGUAUACCUCAACUCGCCGGUGGAUAAGGGGCCCUUGUACGUUAUGCAUCACGGUGCUGGAUCUUCGGGAUUGUCCUUUGCUCUGGUGGGCUCUGAGAUACGGAAACGGCUGCCGAAUGCUGGCAUACUGGCAGUCGAUUGCAGAGGCCACGGCUCUACUACUGCGCCUGAUGGAGCGGCUCUGGAUUUGAGACUUGAUACGCUAUCAUCAGAUCUCUUUGCCAUGGUGGAGGCAACAAAAACACAAAUGAGCUGGCCAGAGCUGCCCCCAAUAGUCCUCGUGGGCCACUCGUUGGGCGGCGCUGUCGUCACCGACCUGGCCAUGUCCGGGAAGCUGGGCACCUCCCUCUUGGCAUAUGCGGUCCUGGACGUCGUCGAGGGCUCUGCAAUGGAUGCACUGCAGAGCAUGCAGACGUACCUGUCCACGAGACCAGGGGGGUUUGCAACCGUCGAGUCGGGCAUUGACUGGCACAUCAGGACCCGAACUAUUAGAAACUCAGUCUCUGCUAGAGCCUCGGUGCCGGCGCUACUGGUCUGGGAUGAGAGCAAAGAUGUUUCUCGCCCCUGGAGAUGGAGAACAAAUCUCGCGGCCACGCAGCCGUUUUGGGAGGAUUGGUUCGUGGGUUUGAGCAAGAAGUUUUUGGGGGCUCGUGGUGGAAAGCUGUUGCUGCUUGCUGGCACAGAUCGACUAGACACGGAAUUGACAAUUGGGCAGAUGCAAGGAAAAUACGCUCUCCAAGUAUUCCCCGAUGCUGGGCACUUCAUUCACGAAGACAAACCAGAGCAGACAGCCAUCUCUCUGGUCGAUUUCUAUCGGCGAAAUGACAGGAGUGCGUUGGUCCUGCCACCAAAGGUCUCCGAGCUCUUGAGGCAGGGCAAGAAAGUAUAA